This is a messenger RNA of Cladophialophora carrionii CBS 160.54, 1395 nucleotides long. RefSeq lists its product as uncharacterized. Bases 1 to 1395 code for a protein of 464 amino acids. Gene Ontology annotation, biological process: regulation of DNA-templated transcription. Lineage: Eukaryota; Fungi; Ascomycota; Eurotiomycetes; Chaetothyriales; Herpotrichiellaceae. Gene Ontology annotation, molecular function: histone acetyltransferase activity. The transcript has a single exon. The record is from RefSeq and is a predicted model, not a curated record.
AUGCCCUCAGCCAUAGACAAAGCAACGACGACGUCCACGGCCGUCCUCCCAGAAGGCUCACCGCACCGUUCUCGCCGCGCCUCAUUGAAGGUUCUCAAUCGCAACAUCCACCAAGUCGUACUGGGAAACUUGCUCUUUGAUGCGUGGUAUUACUCGCCUUAUCCGGACAACAUCAUCCUUCAGCAACAAGGACUUGGAAAUGGCUCCGUCAACUCAGGGUCAGACUCGAGGAACGGCCAUAGCCAUGGCCACGGGCCACAUGGGCUUCACGGACAACACAGUUCGCUCAGAGCAGACGAACCGGUAUGCCCUGUCCUCUACGUCUGUCCGUGUUGUUUCCGCUACACGGCAGUCCAGCAACACUUGCCCCCGCACCUCGCUCAUCACCGCCUUCUGCGCGCGUCGGGCCAAGAGCCCAACCAACCGGUACCGGGAUCGGCUUUCAAGGUCUACGAGUGGGAAGGCUACGCAGUCUGGGAAAUCGAAGGCGAAAAGGAGAAAUUGUACUGCCAGAACCUGUCGCUGUUUGGCAAAUUGUUCCUCGAGCAGAAGAGUGUCUUCUUUGACACGGGCGGCUUCAAAUACUACGUCUUGACUUAUACCAAGCAGGCGGAUGCGCCGUCUCCGGCAUCGGCAAAGACGCGUGGGCGGACCCGGAGCUCCUCUACAAACGCAGGCGACGGAGAUGACAUUCUUUAUCAGACUCGCGUGCUUGGUUUCUUCUCAAAGGAGAAUCUGUCCUGGGACGCCAACAAUCUAGCGUGCAUUUUGAUCUUCCCGCCCUUCCAGCACCGCCAACUGGGCCAACUGCUGAUGGCGGUGUCCUACAAGCUCAGCGGAUGGGAGUGGGAAGGCGGCGUGAUUGGAGGCCCUGAGAAGCCCUUGAGCACCAUGGGCAGGAGAUCAUACCUGAGGUUCUGGUCCGAACGCAUUGCCCGAUUCAUCAUGGGGCAGAGCGCCGACGCCGAUGCGAGAAGAGUGUUUGAUACCACCAGCGGCAGAGGCAGAAAGACGUUGCAGCCGAGAAAAGAAGAGAUGACGGUCAAGGAGAUUGGUGAUCGAACGGGCAUGCUAGGCGAGGAUGUUGUUGCUGCCCUGACGGAAAUGGGAAUCUGUAAAUUGAUGCCGCCGAGGCGAAAACACACCAAGGCAUUGGCGAGUGAGGCGAACGGUACCGUGACAGCGUCUCAGGCUCAAGCCGCCGAAGCCGACUCCGAGGAAUUGGCAACGAUGAUCGUCCAUCGCUCCAAAGUGGUGGAAUGGGCGGAGAAGAACGGGGUCGACCUGAUCAGCCCGGUCAAAGAGGAAGGAUUCUUGGGGGAGUGGGCUUUGAGUGACCUCGCCGAGUCAGAGCAAAGCGGAAAAGGCUCCCCUGAAGAUGAGAGUGAUGCCUGA